UCACCGCCCCUUUCCCUCCAGCCAUUUCCCGCUUGUCUUCGGCGGUGUGUUCAUUUGGACGCUCCGGGGAGGAAUUUUUUUCGGUUUGUGUGCAGUUGAUCCUGAGAUCAGCAGCCGCUACAUCAUGAGUUUACCCUUGAAUCCCAAACCCUUUCUCAAUGGUCUCACUGGUAAACCAGUGAUGGUGAAACUAAAGUGGGGAAUGGAAUACAAAGGCUACUUGGUUUCUGUAGAUGGAUACAUGAACAUGCAGCUUGCAAACACAGAAGAAUACAUAGAUGGUGCAUUGUCAGGACACCUUGGUGAAGUUUUAAUACGGUGUAACAAUGUGUUAUAUAUACGUGGUGUAGAAGAGGAGGAAGAAGAUGGAGAGAUGCGAGAAUAAGUUCGGAUUCGCCUUUGGUUUAUAUAUUGAAUGCAGAAAUUGACUAAACUACCUCCAUUUAUUGUGGAGACAUUUUUUACUACUUUAUUUUUGUUUACUGAAGUCUUUUGUUGUGUUAAAAAUAAACUGCAUUGUCGUAUUUGUUAA
Messenger RNA from Bombina bombina (fire-bellied toad), 532 nucleotides. It is a transcript of the gene SNRPF, whose product is annotated as small nuclear ribonucleoprotein polypeptide F. The record is from RefSeq and is a predicted model, not a curated record. Gene Ontology annotation, cellular component: catalytic step 2 spliceosome; U1 snRNP. The transcript has 4 exons. Gene Ontology annotation, biological process: mRNA splicing, via spliceosome; spliceosomal snRNP assembly. Gene Ontology annotation, molecular function: RNA binding. Bases 125 to 385 code for a protein of 86 amino acids. Lineage: Eukaryota; Metazoa; Chordata; Amphibia; Anura; Bombinatoridae.